AUGCGCGCGGCGAGCCUGUGCACGGCUUUUGCUUUUCUCCUGAGCUGUGUCCACUCUGCGUCCGUGGAUCCAAAAGGCUCUCCAGCAGCCCAGCUUCUCCUCCCUGCUGGUCCCAAAGGCAGGAACCGUGUCAGAGAUGGGCUUCCAGCUCCAGCCUCAGCCCGGAGGAAGCGCUGGCACUCGGUGGAACCUCACGACUACAUGCUGUCCAUCUACAAGACCUUCUCAGCUGCGGAGAAGCUGGGGCUCAACGCGAGCUUCUUCCGCUCCUCCAAGGCCGCCAACACCAUCACCAGCUUUGUGGAUCAGGGGCAAGAUGACCCCUCGACCUCCCCGCUAUGGAAACAGAAGUAUUUGUUUGAUGUCUCGACCCUCUCCGAUAAAGCGGAGCUGCUGGGCGCCGAGCUGAGAAUCUACACAAAAGUCUCUGGAAGCUUCCAGGCGUCUGAAACUGGAACUGUGGAGCUUCAGCUCCUGUCCUGCCAGUCCCACAAACUGCUGGACUCCAGAACUUUGGAUCUGGAGAACUCUCACAAACCGCGAUGGGAGGUUCUAGAUGUGUGGGACAUUUUUGCUGAGCGUCACCUCCACUCACAGGGGAAGUACUUCUGCCUGGAGCUCAAGGCCACCCUCGACAACCCUGAGAGGGACGUGGACCUGCAGCAUCUCGGGUUUCACCGACACGCUCGCCCGCAGCAGAAGAAAGCCAUCCUGGUGGUGUUCACCAGGUCAAAGAAGAGGCAGAGCCUUUUCUAUGAGAAACGGGAGAAGAUUAAGCUGUGGGGGCCUGAGCGGGUGGGAAAGGAGAAAGCUCCUCGCUCGAAACCUCGGCGGAAGCGGAGAAACGCGCAGAAGAACCGUCACGGCAAGAGGCACGGCAGGAAAUCCAAGUCCAGGUGCAGCAAGAAGCCCCUGCAUGUGAAUUUCAGGGAGCUGGGCUGGGACGACUGGAUCAUAGCCCCCUUGGAUUACGAGGCGUACCACUGCGAGGGCAUCUGCGACUUUCCCCUUAGAUCCCACCUGGAGCCCACCAACCACGCCAUCAUCCAGACUCUGAUGAACUCCAUGAACCCCAGCAACAUGCCCCCCAGCUGCUGCGUGCCGUCCAAACUCAGCCCCAUCAGCAUCCUGUAUAUAGAUGCUGGGAAUAACGUGGUGUAUAAACAGUAUGAGGACAUGGUGGUGGAGUCAUGCGGAUGCAGGUGA
This is a messenger RNA of Colossoma macropomum (tambaqui), 1206 nucleotides long. It is a transcript of the gene gdf6b, whose product is annotated as growth differentiation factor 6b. Bases 1 to 1206 code for a protein of 401 amino acids. Gene Ontology annotation, cellular component: extracellular region. The transcript has 2 exons. Gene Ontology annotation, molecular function: growth factor activity; cytokine activity. The record is from RefSeq and is a predicted model, not a curated record. NCBI's taxonomy places the organism in Eukaryota, Metazoa, Chordata, Actinopteri, Characiformes, Serrasalmidae. Gene Ontology annotation, biological process: BMP signaling pathway; SMAD protein signal transduction.